Molecule: messenger RNA, 1283 nt
Organism: Colletes gigas
Lineage: Eukaryota; Metazoa; Arthropoda; Insecta; Hymenoptera; Colletidae
Product: serine/threonine-protein kinase Nek5-like
Exons: 7
Coding region: 99-1283 (394 amino acids)
Biological process (GO): protein phosphorylation
Molecular function (GO): ATP binding; protein kinase activity
Source: RefSeq, a predicted model, not a curated record
UUGUAUCGUUGUAUCAUAACGUCCGUUGGUAUCCGAUCAUUGUUUUCGUUCGCGAGUUUACGUUGUGCGUCUAUCAUGUGCAGGAAUUUUUGUGGAAAAUGUCAAUGCAUAUAAACGAUUAUGUAUUCGAAGCAUUGUUAGGACGUGGCACUUUCGGAUCCGUUUAUAUAGUACGAAGAAAGAGAGACUCUAAGCCGUUUGUCGUGAAAGAACAGGUUCUUAAUAAUACCAUAAAUGCUUUGCCCUUCAAGAAUAUAUUAGAAGAAAUAGAAUGUUUGCAUACGCUGAGACAUCCUAAUAUAGUGGCUUAUUACGGAGCCUGGAUGGAAAACAAUCACAGUUACAUUCUUAUGGAAUUCGCCACGCGGUGCACAUUGAAAGAUUUGUUAGAGAAACGGCAAGAACCGCUCAAAGAAGACGAUGCGCUGUACUUGUUCUCGCAAGUCGUACUCGGCGUCCGUCACAUACAUUUUAAGAAGAUCCUGCAUCGGGAUUUAAAGCCAGAGAACAUUAUGCUAACCGGAAAUUACGGUAACAUCGUCAAAAUCGGCGAUUUCGGCGUUUCGAAGAAUUUUCAAGACUCGAAAGAUCCAUCGAUCACGUGUCGGGCCGGAUCAUUUUAUUACAUGGCCCCUGAAAUGUUGAAUGGACAGUCUUAUGAUUUUAAAUGCGACGUGUGGAGCAUGGGAGUUAUUCUUUACGAGAUGGUUACAAAAAGGCUCCCGUUUCCUGGCACGACGUUGGCAGAAAUCAUGGAAAGGGCGUGCAACGAACAACCACGGCCUCUUCUUAAACAUACAUCGGAGGCUACCGUCAGUUUAAUAUCAAAAAUGCUGAGGAAACAACCGUCAUUUCGGCCAAAGACAGAUCAAUUGGUCCUUUGUCCUUAUCUGAUGCCUCUCAUUACUCUGAUGCAUUUAAACUUGGGCCGAGUUCAUUGUACAGCGAAACAAAAUAAUAGUAACUUCGGUCCGAAAAUGUUUUUAAAGUUCCUCAAACCUCGUGAGAAUGGAAUUGUCGAACGAACGGUUAUCGAACUCGGCCUCUGUGUCAGGAUCAAAAGCGUAACGACAGGAAGUAAAGACCGGAACUGCGGAAUGCUCGUUUUAUUUCAUCACGUGCAUACCACUCGAAAACCGUUCAGUCUGUAUUUUAGUCAGAAGAAUAUCGCCCUUCCGCGCGUGACGAAGCCAACAAUAACCGUGUUGCGAACUUCUGGAACGUUACAGAGGUUCAUCGAACGUGGAGCGAGGCGCACUAAUUAUUUAGAAUAUACGGAGUGA